Molecule: messenger RNA, 2581 nt
Organism: Paramecium sonneborni
Lineage: Eukaryota; Ciliophora; Oligohymenophorea; Peniculida; Parameciidae
Source: the annotation of a GenBank genome assembly
AUGAAAUUGGCUGUGUUGUUAAUAAUAGGAUUGUUGAGUGGUUUUACUUAUUUAAAUGAUGAAGAGAAUGAUAGUUAUAGUGAAUUUUAGAAUUGGAAACAAUAAUAUGGUAAAUAGUAUAAUGGUCAGCAAGAAGUUUUCCGAUUCAAAAAUUUUUAAAUAAAUCGAAAUAAAGUAAAUAAACAUAAUUGUGAUGAUAAAAAAACUUAUAUAUUGAGAAUGAACCAGUUCAGUGAUUUAUCAAAUGAGGAAUACAAAUUACUUUAUUUAACACAUUAUAGUUCAGAAGAGAUUUUAUAACAAAACUAAAUAAUAGAUGGAUAAAAUUAAAUAGAUUAGAGCAGAAAAAUAUUAAAUUCAGUUGAUUGGAGAAAUAUAACACAAGUGAAAGAUUAAGGAUAAUGUUCAGGAUGUUGGGCUUUUGGAGCAGUAGGAGCUGCAGAAGCUUGGUUUUAUGUUAAAAAUAAAACAAAAGUAAUAUUAUCAGAAUAAUAAUUGAUUGAUUGUGAUACUCAAUCUUUUGGAUGUAAUGGAGGAUAUUAGAAUUUAGCAUUAAAAUAUAUUGCUAACCAUGGAUUAAAUGAUGCUAAAAUAUAUCCAUACACAUAGAAAUAAUCAAUUAUUUGUAAAAUGGAUUCAGGACCUUAUAAAACAAAUGGAGCAUAGAGUGUGAGUUCAAUAAAUUUUAAAUCUUAUUUAACGGAAUAUCCAUUAGUUGUACUUGUAGAUGCUACAAAUUGGUAAUUUUAUGGAGGGGGAAUAUUUAAAGAUUGUAAUAGAUCUGUAAAUCAUGCUGUUUUAGCUGUAGGAUUCGAUGAUAAUGAUAAUUGGUUUGUUAAAAAUUCUUGGGGUUCUUCUUGGGGUGACAAAGGAUUUAUUACUCUUGCCCCGGGAAAUACUUGUGGUAUUACUUCUUAUGCAUAUAGAGCUAUAUGAUAUUUAUAUAUAAUUAAUAAUCUUUUUAUAGUAAUUCAAUGUUUAAUUAAAUUAAUUGGAGAGAAAAGAAUGCAAUUGAAACACUAUUAAACUUAAAUGAUGAUUACUAAAAUGAAAUUGAUUAUGAUAGAGAAAUUCAACGUUUAUUCAAACCUCAUGAAAAUUCUAUUAAUCAGAUUGUGUAAAAACCUAGAUCUUAACUUCUUAAACNAAUAAUAGGAUUGUUGAGUGGUUUUACUUAUUUAAAUGAUGAAGAGAAUGAUAGUUAUAGUGAAUUUUAGAAUUGGAAACAAUAAUAUGGUAAAUAGUAUAAUGGUCAGCAAGAAGUUUUCCGAUUCAAAAAUUUUUAAAUAAAUCGAAAUAAAGUAAAUAAACAUAAUUGUGAUGAUAAAAAAACUUAUAUAUUGAGAAUGAACCAGUUCAGUGAUUUAUCAAAUGAGGAAUACAAAUUACUUUAUUUAACACAUUAUAGUUCAGAAGAGAUUUUAUAACAAAACUAAAUAAUAGAUGGAUAAAAUUAAAUAGAUUAGAGCAGAAAAAUAUUAAAUUCAGUUGAUUGGAGAAAUAUAACACAAGUGAAAGAUUAAGGAUAAUGUUCAGGAUGUUGGGCUUUUGGAGCAGUAGGAGCUGCAGAAGCUUGGUUUUAUGUUAAAAAUAAAACAAAAGUAAUAUUAUCAGAAUAAUAAUUGAUUGAUUGUGAUACUCAAUCUUUUGGAUGUAAUGGAGGAUAUUAGAAUUUAGCAUUAAAAUAUAUUGCUAACCAUGGAUUAAAUGAUGCUAAAAUAUAUCCAUACACAUAGAAAUAAUCAAUUAUUUGUAAAAUGGAUUCAGGACCUUAUAAAACAAAUGGAGCAUAGAGUGUGAGUUCAAUAAAUUUUAAAUCUUAUUUAACGGAAUAUCCAUUAGUUGUACUUGUAGAUGCUACAAAUUGGUAAUUUUAUGGAGGGGGAAUAUUUAAAGAUUGUAAUAGAUCUGUAAAUCAUGCUGUUUUAGCUGUAGGAUUCGAUGAUAAUGAUAAUUGGUUUGUUAAAAAUUCUUGGGGUUCUUCUUGGGGUGACAAAGGAUUUAUUACUCUUGCCCCGGGAAAUACUUGUGGUAUUACUUCUUAUGCAUAUAGAGCUAUAUGAUAUUUAUAUAUAAUUAAUAAUCUUUUUAUAGUAAUUCAAUGUUUAAUUAAAUUAAUUGGAGAGAAAAGAAUGCAAUUGAAACACUAUUAAACUUAAAUGAUGAUUACUAAAAUGAAAUUGAUUAUGAUAGAGAAAUUCAACGUUUAUUCAAACCUCAUGAAAAUUCUAUUAAUCAGAUUGUGUAAAAACCUAGAUCUUAACUUCUUAAACUUAUUUGUCCAAAAUCAAAUACUAACUUAAGUUUUGAGUUUAAAGGUAAAUCACUGGAUAAGUAAUCAGAAAGAAUUAUUGUACCAGAUUAAUACAGACCAAAAUAUUUAUUAUAAUAAUUAAAAACUCAAAGAAAUCUACGUCAUGUAUCAGAACAUCGAACUGUUAAUGUACCAACAAUUUAAAUUGUUCAAUCACUCUAAACUAUAAGUCUGAUUGAAAGAACAGGUCUAACUUAAAUGAAGAAGCAAAGAUAGAAAGUUGUUUAAGUACCUAGAUUUAUAUUGAAAUCAAGAUAAAAGCUAUGA